This is a messenger RNA of Ixodes scapularis (black-legged tick), 810 nucleotides long. RefSeq names its product putative nuclease HARBI1. The record is from RefSeq and is a predicted model, not a curated record. The coding region runs from base 1 to 810 and encodes 269 amino acids. The transcript has 2 exons. Lineage: Eukaryota; Metazoa; Arthropoda; Arachnida; Ixodida; Ixodidae.
AUGUCGAGCGGGACGAGGCGUCGACGUCGACGAGGCCGCGCGUACGCGCAGUACGCUGUCGUCAUGCUGGGACGACAACGUGUGUUCCGGGACCGCCUCGAUCCGCUGGAAGAAUUCGACGAGGAUGCGCUGCAGCAACGAUUCCGGUUUGGUCGCGCGGGAAUUAUGUUUCUCGCGGAGACGCUGCGCCCGGACUUGGAGCGGUCGACGCGUCGCAGCUCCGCCUUGUCCGCAGAGCAGCAGGUGAUCGUCGCUCUGCAAUUCUACGCCACAGGCAACUUCCUCAUCACUGCAGGCGACUACGUCCACGUGCAAGUCUCUAGUGCUUCACGGUCCGUGAGGCAGGUCACCGUAGCUCUGGCACGUCGAACAAGGGACUUCAUACGGUGGCCUGACGUCGCAGAGAGUGCUGCCUUGCAGGAGCAGUUCUUUGACGUAGCCGGGUUCCCUUGUGCCGUGGGUGCUGUUGAUGGCACCCACAUUCGAAUCCAGGGACCGCGCGUGCACCAGGAGGUGUACGUGAACCGCCACCUGUACCAUUCCAUCAACGUACAGGUGGUAGUUGUCGCGUCCUGCCGCAUACGCAAUGUGGUUGCGAGAUGGCCGGGAAGCACGCACGACUCCCGGAUUUUCACCGAGAGCACACUAUCAGUCAAGCUGGCCGAUGGCAUCUACGAUGGCCUAUUGCUCGGCGACAGCGGCUACACCUGCCAGCCGUGGCUGACGGCGCCAUUCCUGUCGCCAUCAUCAGCAGCAGAAGUGAGGUACAACACGGCACACACCACGACAAAGAGUAUUGUUGAAAGGUAA